CGGGUAGCUAGGUACCCCUACGAGCAUUACAGUGCGCGAUGAAUGUAGGAUUUGCAGGCUUAUAGUUAGCGUUGAAUGCCCUGUAAAGGAUCCCCCAGCGGUGCUGUGCCCAGUGGGGUCAAAGCUACCUUAGGUACCUAAUGGGAUAACUUGGCCGUACGAAUUAGCACGAGAGGAUACGGUAUCGGGUACUUUAGGCUUAGAUACCUAACCUCAGUUAUGUGCCUAAGAGGUAUUCCAUCCCACCGAAAUCCUCUUUUCCAGCACAGCUUCUCUUCUCCUCCCCUCCACCGUCAAGUAUGCGAUGCGCUGGUCAUCCUGUCUCGCUACCCCAUGCCCGUAAGACUGCUCAAGCGGCCACCUGUACGAUCGGUAGCUGCAGCAUGGCGUCUCCCCUUCAUGCCUGCGGCUGUAGCACUGCUGCACGGUAGCCCCAGGAUGCGACUAGAUGACAGUUUUGACGAUCCCCCCCCCUCACCAUCAUCGCGACCAAGCAGGGGCAAAGACAACGGCUCCUUCGAAGAUGCCUACCCUGGCCGCAAUCACGAUCGCGAUAGCACACGGCAACCCGUUUCGACGAGCAGAAACCGGCGCGGUUCUCUCCUCGAAAAGCUGUUUCCCGACGAGGUCAAACAGUCGCGGCAACAUUCCGACAGCGCGUCUAGAGGCACGUGGGCCUCUAUCUUCGACGACCUGCCCACUCCUCAUCCGUCGUUCCUGAAGGCCGAAGUAAACAGCGUCAAUGCCAACGCCAACGCCACCGACCGCGCUUCCUCUUCCGACGUGCCCCUCCGCGCGCAGAGCAUGCUCGUCCUCUCGGGCGCGAGCCCCUCGCUCCUGGCGAGCGACUUCCUGCGCCUCGGGCGGCACGGCGCCCACGUCGAGGGCUGGGUCGGCGGCAUCCAGCGCGUCAUCCCGGCGCUGGACCCCGAUACACUGCGGCCGCUCGGCUAUUACUUCGUGCUGUUCGACAGCCCGGAUGCUGCGCUCGCCUACCGCUCCGACGUCGAGCGGCUCUGGCGCCUCGGCAAGGAGCAUCUUCCCGGGGCGCACCACGGGAGGAAUGCCGCGGUUUACGCGGGCGUCCCCUUGCCUACUCUCGCCCCCGUGCCGUCCUUCGGCCCCAUACGACGGGUCGCCACCAGCGGACCGAUGGAUGAUUUCGAGAGGGACGUGGCGGCGACGCUACGCUCCUUCACGCUCAUCUCACCGUCGCAGAGCUACCACCUUCAGACGUCGUCGCGCCUCACGCGCGAGCAGCUGUUAGACCUCGAUAUCGGCGGCGGCGACUCCCCCUACUCCUCUUUCCACGAUCGUCUCGCUGCCCGCGCCGGCUCCCCACACUUAGUCCUCAUCCAUGUCGAAGGUGGCCGCAUCUCCGUCAACACUCUGCAUAGCGUCAUCGAGGCCGACGGCGCUGAACGUGGGCUCCCCUGGCGCAUCCUCGGCCACGACCGCGACGACAUAGUCAUUCUCCCCUUCGGCAAAACCAUGGUCAAAACACCCGACAGGGUAAAAGCCGAUGCAGAAGCCCUAGCUAGAAUCGAGGCAGAAGCCGCGGCCAGAGCUAAGGCCGAAGCUGAAGCGCAGACCGAAGCUGAAGCGCAGACCGGAGCUAAAGCGCGGACCGGAUCUGAGGCGCAGACCGGAGCUGAGGUGCAGACCGGAGCUGAGGCGCAGACCGGAGCUGAAGUAGGAACCGAGGCGGGAGCCAGGGGCCAAGACAGCAGCGCGGCGGGCAGCAGCGACAGCGGCCAGGAGAGCGGCCCCAGCGAGUUCGAGCAGAGCCUCAUCGAACAGGCGAACCGGCUCACGGGGACGCGGCCAGCGAGCUCGGGCAGCAGCAAGGACGAGUGGCAGCCGGAGGUGGAGGAUCUCACGGCGGCGGCGGCGGCGGCGGCGGAGGAGUGGUCUGCGUGGGAGCGGGGGUCGGCGGAGGACCGGGAAUACCGGCGGUACCCGCGGUUCAUCGUGCCGUUCGCGGACGGCGCCGAGGCGCAGCGCUUCGUCCGGUGCUGGCACCGGCGGCAGUUCCGCACGAAGACGGCCACCCGCGAGGGCGACAAGGACAUCUCGUGGGAAGAGACGCGGACGCUGAACACGACGGUGCUGUGGUGAUCGGGACGAGAGGCAAAAAAAAGGGUAGGGGGGUCGUAGGAGACGAUAGAACUAACUGGGCCAGCCCGCUCACUCGCUUGCUGCUUCGCGAGACGUGUGAGGACGCGAGGACGGAGCGGUGGCCCCGUACAUGUAUAUAUGUACCUAUAGCAAUAUUAAGUCAG
Messenger RNA from Durotheca rogersii, 2282 nucleotides. RefSeq lists its product as uncharacterized. The record is from RefSeq and is a predicted model, not a curated record. Bases 220 to 2118 code for a protein of 632 amino acids. The transcript has a single exon. Lineage: Eukaryota; Fungi; Ascomycota; Sordariomycetes; Xylariales; Xylariaceae.